AUGGAGUAUAUUGCAUAUACAGAUGCCAAACUUAAAUUUAUUGGAACUCGAAAGCACUUUUUUAGAGAUAAAUAAUAUUAUGUGAGUGUAUUUGAGGAUUAUUUUGUAAUGGGGAUUGUAAAUCAUUCCAUUUAUAUAAAAUAGACAAGUGAUACACAAUAACCAAAGUAUAAAAUCAACUUUGAUCUCAGCAUUAAAUUAAAUUGGGACUUAAAAAAACAGAAAAACAACAUAAUUAUUUAAUCCUUUACUUUUCCAUACAAAAAUUCAUUCAAGACUCUAUAUGCUAAUCAUGACGAUUUGAUGAAGUAACUUUUAUAUUGUAUUACUUUAUUUUCCAGAUUCAAAGAACUUCUUGGUCUAUCAGUAACAUAUGAAGGCAUAGGUGAUCUAUAUAUUCCAAUUUCAUAAAUUGGGAAAGGCAGUUCAGCCAAAGUAAUUUCUAAAUUAAUUUAAGGUAUACAGUGCUUAAAAUAUUUUGAAUUAAAAUACAUAUGCAAUCAAAGCUAUAGAGAAAUCAUUUUUAAAUUAAACGGAAAAAGGCUAGGGUUUAGUAAUUUUUUAACUUAAUUUAUGAACUAGGCAGCUUAUAAAAUGGAAGUAAGAAUUCUUAAAAUCCUAUCUCCUUAUCAAUAAAGCUUUCUUAACUUAAAGGAGAUAUAUGAAGGAGAUUAAAUAUAUUAUUUGGUAACAGAUUAUUUAGAGGGAGCAAGUCUUAGUGAAGAAAUAGAAAGUGCAAAAGUAAUAUUUCAAUUUAUUUAUAGAAUCUCCCUGAUCGUAGAUUACCUAUCCAAACUAUAAAAAUAUUAAUGUACAAAUUAUUAUCAAAUUUAGCUUUGCUACAUGAAAAUAAAGUAUUUAAUAAAAAUAUAAUGAAAGAUUAUCCACAGAGAUCUCAAACCAGACAAUCUUAUGUUUGCCAAAAAAAAUGAUUAUUCAUCAUUGGUUUUAGUAGAUUUUGGAUUGGCUACACUAGAAUAUCUUGAUAAGUAUAUCUUUAAAAUGAAUAUUAGAUUUCUAUUUCCUAAAUGUGGAACUCCAGGAUAUGUUGCUCCAGAAGUUCUUACUUUAAAUUCUGAGAAUAAAUACACAACAAAAGUAGAUAUUUUUAGUAGUGGUUGUAUUCUUUAUAAAUUGUUGACUGGUAAAAGCAUAUUUGGAGGCAAAACAUUUGAUGAUGUUUUAAGAGCAAAUAAGAAAUGCUAUAUUGAUUUGGAUCUUCCUCCUGAUCACAUUUAUUUGACAGAUCUUUCUCUAGUAAUUAAUAAAAUAUAUAAUUGUAGAAUUUAUUAAGUUAAUUAUUAAACAAAAAUGCAAAAUAAAGAAUAACUGCUAGAUAAGCUCUUCGUCAUCCAUUUUUUGAUUAAAUUAAUGAUUAAAGCACUUAAGCAUUAUCAAUUUUUGUAACAAAUGUGAAAUUUAGUCAUAAUGGGAAUUUAAAUUUAUAAUGUGAAGAAUAAAUGUCUAAAUAUGAUAUUGAAGAGAAUUAGAUAAAUAGUGAAAUGAAGGAAGAUGAAUAAAAUACUAUUUCAAUUCCUGCAACAAAAAGAUGUUCAUUAAUGAAUGAAUUCUAAUCAUAGUCUAGGUCUCCAGUUAAAUUUUAUUAAAAAGAACCCUUAUCUGCAAUAAGAUGUUUUAAAUUGUUUGACUUGGCUAGUCCAAGGGGAGAUUCAAAUGAAAUUGAAAGUGAAUGA
Paramecium pentaurelia is the source of this 1694-nucleotide messenger RNA. NCBI's taxonomy places the organism in Eukaryota, Ciliophora, Oligohymenophorea, Peniculida, Parameciidae. The record is from the annotation of a GenBank genome assembly.